Messenger RNA from Corticium candelabrum, 996 nucleotides. RefSeq lists its product as uncharacterized. The record is from RefSeq and is a predicted model, not a curated record. The coding region runs from base 1 to 996 and encodes 331 amino acids. The transcript is spliced from 5 exons. NCBI's taxonomy places the organism in Eukaryota, Metazoa, Porifera, Homoscleromorpha, Homosclerophorida, Plakinidae.
AUGAAGGAAGUCUUGCUACUGUCUGCGACAUGUCUUCUACUUUUGUGUUUGCACAACGUUUGCGCAGUGGAUUGCAGUUGGGGUAGUUGGAGUUCAUGUAGUGUUGAAUGUGGAAAUGGCACCAGAACUCGGCAGAUUAUAAGUGGUCAGAUGUGUACAGGACCAUCGACUGAGAUCUGCAUAGUCACAUCUUGUAUGGCUACCAAUCUAGCCGCUUCUCUUGCAGCAACGGUGACCAUUAGUUCAGUCUAUAGUUCUGACUUUGUUUCUGGAAAGGCUAUAGAUGGCAAUCCAAAAGAUGUUACUGGACAGACACUUGUUGGUACUGAUUGUGCUGCUUCAAAACAUUCUUUGAAUCCUUGGCUUCGAGUUGACUUGCAAAAGGAAUAUUUUGUUUCACGUGUUAGAGUUAUCACUAUAAGUGAUAGAGGUGAAAAUGUGUAUGUUCAUGUUGGUAACAACUUAACAAACAAUGGGAAUGACAACCACAAUUGUGGAAAGGCUCCAUAUGACAGCUCUAAUAAUUUGAAUGCAAUAUGGCGAGAUGUUAGCUGCAGUCCACCAGUUUGGGGGAGAUACAUUAAUUUACAGAGAAUAGUGACAAAUGACAUUCUUCAUGUAUGUGAGGUGGCUUUCAACUAUGAGUUGGAGAUUGCUAUUCUAGACAAUAAUAUGAAUAUUGAAGGAACAAGUGUGACAGUUGAUGAGAAUCAAGAUUACUCUAAUCCUAUUGAUUGUGGUGUCAGUCCUGAUGUGACCAACUUUAAUGCUCUCUUGCAAUGGAAACACAACACAAACAAUGACGUACCAUCUUCAAGUCUACAGAAUGCUGGUGUAUAUCAGGUGUAUGAGAAUGGUGUGCAGCGGCUCUACAUCAAGUCAACUAGUGCCUCUGACAGUGGAGUGUAUACAUGUCAAUAUACCACAAUUGAUGGCUCUAUAGUGUCAAAGUCGUUUACAUUGAAUGUUAUUGUGGUUAUGGUUCCUCUGGAGUAA